AAGGCAUAAAUGUGAAUUUUGUAUUAUUUAUGUAGAACUGUUAAAAAGUUUUCUUUUGUGUUAAAAAAUUAAUCUUGUGUAAAAUUAGGAUAUCUAUUCAUAUAAUAAUAAAUGAUGUAAUUUCAAGGGCAAAAUUAAAAACAGAUGACUCAUUCUAAAUUUUAAGUUAUUCUUGACCUGAAGAUCUGGCGAAAAUUCAUAAAGUCGCUGCUGAACAAUAGGCAUAAGUUUUUCUUUUUAAAGUUUUGAUAUUUUUUUUUCUUUUCCCUUCCUUUUGUCUCUCUUAGAAUGAACAGAUGUAAACAGAGUUAAAAACAUUUUAUCAUUUAAUCUUUCUCAUCAUCAUUUAGGAAGAAAUGUUCUAAUACUUUGUGUUAAGACAAAGUACAUUUCCCCUUGAAUAUUUUUAAGUCUUUUAUAUUUUCAUGAACUUUAAUUAUGAUUUUCAUUUGAACUUGUUUUGUUUUAUUUCAAUCAUAUAGUAACUAAAAUAAAUAAGACUUAUUCCAAUUAUUAAGUUACAGUAAUUUUUCUUAUGCUUUGGUUUGUACUGUGUGUUUUGAAUUUUUUUAAUUUUUUUUUUUUUUUAGUGUCUGGUUUGCCUUAAUAAUUGGAAGCUCUCAUGUUGUUUGAAAUAAGUAUUUGAAAUGGUUCUGUUGUGUGAUACUGUUUAUAUUUUAAUUUCUAAUUAUAAAUAUUAGUUAUAUGCAAAUAAAUUUCAUUUGUGUUUGGAACAUUUAUGUACUGUCUUUAAUAAAUCUGUGUCUAUGUAUUCCAAGCUUGAAAUAAAAAAUUCAUGGCUUUGUAGAUGCAUUACUGAGGAUGUGAUAUCCUGGUUAGACAAAAAGUGUUUGAAUAUGAAUUAUGCUCUUGGCCCAAUUAAUAAAAAUUCAUCUACUUUGUAUACUAGAAGUCCUCUGUUAACUUUCAUGAAUUUUAUAUGUUCAUGAGAAAAGGCCUUUAAAGUAAAGACUACUAUCUUAAGAAUAUAUAUGUUUAGCUUUUAUUUUAGGGCAAAUGUUUCAAAACUAUUGACCCACUUAAUCCUUUUAACUAUAGUGAGGUAGAUACUAUAUAGCCAAGUAUUAUUUUUUAAUGUAAAUAAUUUUAAUAAGUUAUGGAAAUUUUCAUUUUGUUCAUUAUAACAUCUAGUUAUUCAUGGCUAUUUUAUAUAAGAGAAAAGUUGUCAGUUUGAGGUGAAAAGAAACUAUUUGCUUAUUGUAGAAAAUUAUAAUAUGAAUAUAUGCUCGGCACAGUCCUGCCUUCAGGUGGCUUACAUUAUAGUAUGGAGUAUACGCAAGUAAAUGGGUCCUUACAAUGAAAUGCAAUAAAUACUGCAAUGAGAGAAAAGUCUCAUGAAUAAUUGUUAGGUUUGAACAAGCAAACUCGAAUUAGAGGUAAGCAAAGUUAUAAUAAUACAAUGUAUGUGUUAAUGCUUGAUGAAAAAACCACUAGUAUGGUUCUGAACCUCUUUUGGAUCUUCCCAGAAAAAUUAUUCACAUACCAUGAUUUUAUAUAAAUUUUUGGGAGUUCACAGACCCUUUGAAGCUGAUCCAAGUAUCCUAGUUUAAGAACUCUUACACUGGAGAAAGAUUAACAUGGCACAACAAUAGUAUUAUCAGGAAAGGGCAUAUGUAAAUGAUUAAUAGGAGCCUUCCUUAAUUGCAUGCAUAUUCUGUUUAAUAAUUCAUGGGUUUAAUAUACCACACUGAAAUGUUGCAUGUGGAAAAUGCAUGUCUGGUCAUAUCACAUCAUCACUUCAUUAAUUUCACUUACUAUGUUCAUUCACAAGCCAUAAACUAUACAUUAAGCCAUAUUAAUCACAGAAUUAAAGAAACAAAAUAUACACAGUUGUGGUUCAGUGUCCAAUGGUGCAAAAAUUUAACUGAGUCAUCUUGUAUUUACAAAUUUGAUCAGUGAUUUUUAAAUUUAUAAAAAGUUUUAAAUUUACUGGAAAUGAAGCUUUGGGUGUGGUUAAUAUUUAAGGUCAUUUUCUUUGAAUUUUUAUUUUGAUUUGAUUUGUUUUGUUUUAGAAGGUGUUUCACAAGGGGGUUUUGUUGUAUUUUAAUGAUGUUUAUCUAAAUCUUGGAGGGGUAAGCCUGAUGUACCUCUGUAAAACUGACCCCUAGUUUAUAAUACUUUUCUUAGACUCUAAAAAAGAAUUAAAAACUCUUAUAAUUACUUGUACGUCAUCUCUAUAAGUUAUAUGAUCAUGUGAUAUUUAUGAAACCGUAAUUGAAAUUGAGGUAGUAAAAUCAUAGCCGAAAGGGUCUUCAGGUCCCGCCCUCUCUUACUUUAGUAGAUGCAGUGAGGAAACUGAGAUUGGAUAGGUUCUAACAGCAGCAGAAUUGGCUUGAGCUAAAUCUCCUGUUUUUUUCUGUUUGCUGUUUCUCUUAAUUACAUCUUUGUCUUUACCUAGCACAGUUAUAUUGUCCAAGCAGCAGAGAUGUUAUUUUCUGAAUUUUAAUUUAUACAAAAGAUAUAAAUUUAUUGGCUUAAAAGUCACAUCUAAUUUUCAGUGCCUUGUAUAGUCAUUCUUGAGACAUUAGUUGGUGCUUACUAUCUGUAAGACCUCUUCUCAGGGAGUGCCCAGAGUUUGGAUAUUUUAUCAUGGCUACUAGAUAUGAAUUCCCUUUUUUAGCUCUUUUUAGUUAAUGACCUUAAAACUAUUUUUUUUCCUUUCAAAAUUCAAGACUUUAUUAUGGUGCUAUUAAAAUAGUCUCUUCACAUUACUUUCCUUCUCAUACACACACACAAAUAAGUAGAGUCUUUAGUAAGACUCUUUAUUUCAUAAUUUUGUAGUAUUGAUAUUUUUUCCUUGUAGGAUUGGUGGUGAUCCUCAGGAAAUGGGGGAAGAGGCAGAGCAAGUGUUCAAAAGGAUUAGCAGAUUGUGGAAAAAAAGGAGGAUUUGGACAGAAGGAACCUGUUGCAUAAAUUCUUAACUACUAAACUUAUAGGAAACCGCCAAUAUUUAAAAUUUUAAACAAAGCUAUAUAGCAAGGAGUGAAUAAUGCCGAAAAAUUUGACUAUGUGAUGCAGUUUUUGAAUAAGAUGGCUGGUAAUGAAUAUGUUGGAUUCAGUAAUGCAACGUUUCAGUCUGAAAGAGAGAGUGGAGAUCGAAAUUUUGCAAUAGGAUAUUACUUAAAAGAAAAAAAGUGUUUUCCAGAAGGCACAGACAUGGUUGGUAUAUUAGACUUCUAUUUCCAGCUAUGCUCCAUUGAAGUAACUUGUGAAUCUGCUAGUGUGAUGGCUGCAACACUGGCUAAUGGCGGUUUCUGCCCAAUUACUGGUGAAAGAGUACUGAGCCCUGAAGCAGUUCGAAAUACACUAAGUUUGAUGCAUUCCUGUGGCAUGUAUGAUUUCUCAGGGCAGUUCGCUUUCCACGUUGGUCUUCCUGCAAAAUCUGGAGUUGCUGGGGGCAUUCUUUUAGUUGUCCCCAAUGUCAUGGGCAUGAUGUGCUGGUCUCCCCCUUUGGACAAAAUGGGCAACAGUGUUAAGGGAAUUCACUUCUGUCAUGAUCUUGUUUCUCUGUGUAAUUUCCAUAACUAUGAUAAUUUGAGACACUUUGCAAAAAAACUUGAUCCUCGAAGAGAAGGUGGUGAUCAAAGGGUAAAGUCAGUGAUAAACCUCUUGUUUGCUGCGUAUACUGGAGAUGUGUCUGCACUUCGAAGAUUUGCACUGUCAGCCAUGGACAUGGAACAGCGAGACUAUGACUCUAGAACAGCUCUCCAUGUAGCUGCUGCGGAGGGUCAUGUUGAAGUUGUUAAAUUUUUGCUGGAAGCCUGCAAAGUAAAUCCUUUCCCCAAGGACAGGUGGAACAACACUCCCAUGGAUGAGGCGCUGCACUUCGGACACCACGACGUAUUUAAAAUCCUCCAGGAAUACCAGGGCCAGUACACACCUCAAGGAGACUCCGACGACGGAAAGGAAAAUCAAACCGUCCAUAAGAAUCUUGAUGGACUCCUGUAACAAUUUUAAACCUGAGAUUUAAAUCACUUACCUAUUUAAUUGUGGAAAAUGAUCAUGAAGAACAUGUGUAUUUCUAUCUGGUAGUGAUGUAUAUUUUACAGCAUUUAUCAUUUCAGUGUUACUGGAAUUUUCUUUGUUGUACGCACAGGACAAAUCUGAUCUCUUUGGGGAAAAAUAGAAAUAAAACAAUCUCCCUCCAUAAUGUGAGCAAUGUUUACCUCGUGCAUUGUGCAAUUUGAUGUAAAAGAAAUAGCUAUCAAUGCUAGCUUUUCCGUGAGGUCUUCAUGAUUUGUUUUUGUGAUUUGUGAAUUUUCUGUUUCCGGUGGUGAUCUGCUGAUAUGCAUCUAUAAAUUAAGCUCUGUUUUAACAGCCUGUCCAAACGGGUCGAGGCUGCCUUUAGAAGCAAAAUAGUGUGAUUUUCAGGACUUCAAGUAUAGAUUUAGUUUGAGUGUUUGAACAACUGUAUGCACUUAUGGUUGUGUAUUUAAAAUGUCUCCCAUCACCCCAGCUUCAUGAUGUGACUUUAAAAAUUAUAAUAGUUAACAACUGUUUGUAGCAUAGACCAAUUCUGAUUAGACUUUAUCAGGGAAUAUGUUUAAGAUACGUUUGGUGACCAAAACAUAUGUUUGAAUGUAGUUAUAAUACUUUUGAAAAAAAUUUCCUUUUUCUAUGUCCCCUUUGACCGGCCUCUCUUCCCAGACACUUAGUUAUUUGCCUCUUCCCUUUAGCUGGGAAAGAGGGUGCUGGCAUACUAUGCAGUUUUCAUGUUUUCCACAGUAAGUCAGAAAAUUCCUUAUAGAUUUGGCAUCCAAGCUAUAACUAGGCCAUCUGUCUCUAGGAGAUGAACCAGAGACAAAUUAAGUACAAAUUAGUCAAAUUUACCAGCCUAAAGAAGGGAUGUGCUACUGCAGCUCUUUAAGACAAUAUAUUUCAGCUUCCAGGAUAAAUUCAAAAGUGCUCUAAGUUACCAAAGUUAUCACGACGGUAUUGGAACUGCUUUAAAUAACGUUUGUUUUUAAACCUGUCAUUAAAAGUCUGCAUCAAGAUGUUUGUUCUAUUUGGGGGACCACUAGAUCACUCAUUUUCGCCUGAUUCUCUAGUGUGUAAUUUUGGUAGCCUAUAUCAUUUAAGAAUAAGAAAAGGCCAGUUCACUUUAAAUUGAGACCCAGCAUUUGUUUUGGGGAGGAAUUGCAAAUAUGCUUCAUCAUACCUCUGAGGUAAAGGAGUAUGCUAGUGAGAAUACCUGGUAUUAAGCGAGCCUGCACACACACACACAAAUGGACUUCUUUGAAGCUGUGUGUAGUGAAAUGAGCAGAAACCUCAACCACAUGAAUGCUAGUUGUUACAUUAAUAUAGCAAAUUCCUUUUUUUUCCUGUCGGCACACACUGCCACUUCCAAGCUUUACUGUGCCUAAUGGCCCAUUUCCCACUCUAGCAGCCUCCAAGUGUUUUGAUUUUUGCUUCCAGUCCGAGCAGCUCCAGCCCUCACCCUCCUGUUCCCUACACAGCAGCUCCUUUAGUGGGACAGUGGCCAGUGGCCCUUAACUGAGCUGCAUCAGGGCGAGGCCUGUCCCGGGCGCUUCUGUGGAAAUGAGGUGGGUGAGUAUCCAGCCCAGUUCGAUUGGGUGGCUUAAAGAUUACCAAUGAUUUUGAGGCUUUUCUUUAAUAAAAAGAGGUUCCAACUAUUAUUUCAGCACAAAGAUAGUUUUCAUCUUUUCUCCGAUUAAGACUACUUGGUAAAAUCUUUGUGGUUUAGUUGAAUGUGCCCUUACUUAUCCACGAGGUUUUUUACACCUGUACACUGGUUCCUGCUCUGGCCGUUGGCUGCUAGCUGACAGUAAUGAGUACAUUUGGUUUAAAUGCCUUUUGACUGUGCUGUUAACUGCUGCCAUCUGUAUACUCCAAAGAUCUUUUUGUUUUGGCUUUAGGAUUAUGUGCUUUUUUCUGUACAGGAGAGCUCUGUAUGGUCAUGUUUAUUUCAAGUUUUGUACACAUUACUGUUUUUGCUGCUCUCAGUUCUAUGCCCUCACCUUUGGGUGUGAUGUGCUGGACCCACGCUGCCCACUGCCCUUUAACUGCACAGCUGAGCUGUCAACCGUGUGACGCUAUUGUCUGUCUGGCAGGGACUGAGUGACCUGAUGUGGGAUUUAGAUUUUUUUGGAGGACUGUACAGCUAUGAAUGUAUUUGCCACCAGAACCUCCCAAAGUGAACCUAAUCUUAAAACUCUAAGUUGUAAGUAUUCUGAAGUUGGAAAUAUUUAAAUGAAAUCAGGUAGUGUUGCUUUUUACAGCAUAAUACACGUAUCAAAAAACCCCAAAAACCCCCAAAACCGUGAAAAUGAAAUUUUUAAAAAACAGCUAAAGUUUUCUCUUACAUCCCUGGUUUGGGAAUACCACUGAGCAUAGGGACUGUGUUUAGCUGGUUCAGAUCCAUUUCUAGUGCCUGCUGUGAGCCAGGCACUAUGCCAGGUGCCAGGCGGGGCUACCAUCAUGGCUAAGGAGACAAUCCUGUGGACUGAACCCCUGAAGGUGAGAAGGUGGGCAGGCACGUGUUCCCAUAGAGGCUAACACUAUCCUUUUACAGUUAGGAAGUGCUCAGUAAAUAUUUGCUGAACUGAAAACAUGAAACAUGUCCUUCGCUAGGAGGAGUUACAAAAUCUUUAAAGAGAAGAGAGGUCAUUGUCACAAAGCCCUGACCUCUGUUUAGGGAGCUGAGCCUGCUGCUGCCACACGAGGGUCUGAGUAGGACCAGCUGGCAAAGCUCAUGGGUGUGUGGAGUGCCAUUUGCUCCCAGUGCAGAAACCCCUGGUCCCCAAGUUCAGGGUCAGGGUAUGGUUUUUUAACCACAGAGAAGGUGCAUGAACACCAUGGCUGUCCAGUUUCAACUAUCAAAAUUGUUGGUCCCAAAGUAAUUUGCUCUUCUAUGGCAAACAGUGCUAAUCUCUGCGUUGCUGACAUUUUAGAACUGAAAGAGACAUCAGAAACUUUGAAUUUAAUCCCACUCUUUCACAGAGGAAGCUGAGACCCAAGAGUGGGCUAUAACAUGAACUUAGUCCCAUGUUCUUUCCUUACAUCCUACCACACAGUGUGCACUAUGGAUAGAAUAGCCGGCUCCUUGCAUAUUUCUUAAAAUCUUGCCUCUGUGGAGUUUUAAGGAGAAGCAUAAAUGCUACAAUGGUCAUGUCUUGCAACAUGUCUUACAUGUCUUGCAACUUGGUCAACUUGAGCUAUGCACAUGCUCAGAUAGAAGACUGACAACAGUGCAGGGAAACGUGGAUGAAAAACCCAAGUAGUGAAAAGUUAUAUUAUACUUGUUCGUGAUAUAACAAGAUCAUUUUAUUUUGGGGGGAUUUUUCUUGGGGGGGCUGGGGUAAUCUUCCUAAUUUCACUUGCUAACCCUCAUAGUAAAAUGAGUGAAUCUGUAAAUCAUAAAACAGGUGGUAGAGGGAAGUAGCCCAUGAAUGUGUUAGGUGGUAUUUAAAACAAAGGCUUUGGGGGGGAAGGUGUAUGUAUAGUUAUAUAUGGAAAGGAUGUGAUUUACUAGAAGGCUAGGGGAGGUAUGUUUUUUGGAUGAGAAGGAUUAGAAAAUUAAGUUAUUAAAAAGGGGCAGACUGGGUGUUUCUAUUCUGGAGCCUAAACCUGACUUCAGGACUCUGUGUGCCCCAGGUUCGCCCCUUGUGGCCUCCGAAUAGUCAAUGAAGAGUCUACUAGGAAGUGAGUGCAACAAGCAGUCAUAAUAGCAAAAGAUGAUCGAGGCUGCUUCGUUCCUGUACAAGAAAUGGGCAGAGGCUGUAAAGACACCCACACCAGGGUAUUAGUGCUAUAACCGCAGUAAGAAAUGCAGAAUUCACAUAGUUUGAUAAUAGGUAUUUGACAGCGCUCUGUCAAAGGUACCUUUUAGGUACCUUUAUAUUCUUUGUAUACCCAAUAUAAACUUAAUAAAUGUUUAAAACUG
Messenger RNA from Miniopterus natalensis, 7924 nucleotides. RefSeq names its product glutaminase (gene GLS). The record is from RefSeq and is a predicted model, not a curated record. Gene Ontology annotation, biological process: L-glutamine catabolic process. Gene Ontology annotation, molecular function: protein binding; glutaminase activity. Lineage: Eukaryota; Metazoa; Chordata; Mammalia; Chiroptera; Miniopteridae.